CACCGUGCGAGGCUUUGUCCGGCUGGAGGCGUUCGGGUUUCUUGGGUUUCAAUGCCGUGGCACGUGGUGUGUGGUGGUUCCAGGCGGUCACUAACAGCACUUGCAGCAGCGAAAACAACAACAACAACCUGUGCUCUUUGAGAAAAGUCUGAAGAAAUGGCCGAGAAUAUGGAGGAAAUGUUCGAGCUGUCCAGCAACAACCACGUGCCGGACCUCCUGCGGGAGCUGUGCGAGCUGCGCGAGAAGGGCUCCUUCUGCGACGUCGUUGUGGAGGUGCAGAGCCGGCGCUACCUGGCCCACAAGGCCUUGCUGAGCAGCACCUGCAGGUACUUCCGGAGCCUCUUCCUCGACAUGCCCUGCAGCUCCAUGGGGCCCUUCCUCGUCGACUUCCUGACCAUGAGGACUUUCGAGUUGGUCGUGAACUUCAUUUACAAGGGGCAGAUCCGUGCGAGCCGUAAGGAGAUGCGGGGACUUUCCUACGCGGCCGUGGACCUCGGGAUGGACUGCCUGGCUGAAGCUUGCAAACCCUUCAACUUGGCCGAGGAUAUUGAGAAUGACAUGGAAAGCGAUGACUGUGGCAGGAUUGCGCAGGGAGCGCGAGGCUUCACUGAGGAUUUACAUGGCAACGAUGGGCAGAAAGACCAUGCAGAUGUCCCCGCAAUGCCAGCCAUCGAGGACAAGCCCGUUCUGGUGAAUUGUUCCGUUUCAAAACACAUCAACAUGAACAACGCCAUACCAUUGGAAGAUGGGUGUGACAAAAUCAGAAAUGCCUCCACAAUGGUUGGUGAAAUCAAGAUUGAAUCUUUGGAAAGUGAGGGUGCUGAUGGUGGGGAUGAAAACAUUGAAGAGCCUUACGGAGAAUUUGAUAACCUGAAUAUUAUGUUCGACGGCAAGGUGGAGCGAGUGAAAGCGGACUCGUACGUGGCCAAGCCCAUCGGUUAUCACCAGCUCAAUGAACCCUAUGCACAGUUCGCGGAUGACAUCCCGAUGGGCAUCCCGUGCCAGGUGUGCGAUGAGUUCAUCGGCGAGAGCGACGACUGCGUGAAGGGGCACGCGCGCUCCGUGCACUUGGACGUGGCGGCCAUGAGCUGCAGGAUCUGCGGCAAGAAGUUCCGGCUGCUGAGCAACGCCGAGCAGCAUGUGGUGCUGCACAUGGGCGUCACCGCGCUGCACUGCCACGACUGCCGCAAGCAGUUCUACUCGGAGGAGCGGCUCAUUCUGCACCGCGCUCAGAGCUGCGGCAAGAAGCUCAAGACCCCGCGGCGACGGGGGUCGGGGCAGGCCUCGUCGCCGUCGUCUCUUCCUUCUUUGCCGGCGCCGCCACAAUCGGCGACGCCGUUGGCGCCCGGCAACAACGUGGUGUGGUGCCGGACGUGCGGCGAGAUGGUGUUCAAGUCGAUGACGGCGCUGCGGUCGCACGCACGCACGCACGUGGACACCUCCUCGCUGCUGUGCAACGUGUGCGGCCAGCAGUCGACCUUCAUCAGCAACCUCAUCAAGCACGCGCUGCUCCACGUGGGCGUCUUCCUGUACGAGUGCGAGACUUGCGGCAAGCGCUUCCUGAUGCGCUGCCGCUUGAUCGUGCACCAGAGAGGCUGCCGGGGCAGCGGGGCCGGCGUGCAGGCCAGUGCCGUGGCCAACAGCUACUGA
Messenger RNA from Lethenteron reissneri (Far Eastern brook lamprey), 1650 nucleotides. Its product is annotated as zinc finger and BTB domain-containing protein 39-like. The record is from RefSeq and is a predicted model, not a curated record. NCBI's taxonomy places the organism in Eukaryota, Metazoa, Chordata, Hyperoartia, Petromyzontiformes, Petromyzontidae. Gene Ontology annotation, biological process: regulation of transcription by RNA polymerase II. Gene Ontology annotation, molecular function: RNA polymerase II cis-regulatory region sequence-specific DNA binding; DNA-binding transcription factor activity, RNA polymerase II-specific; protein binding.